Messenger RNA from Cloeon dipterum, 2400 nucleotides. RefSeq names its product Tudor domain containing 3 (gene Tdrd3). NCBI's taxonomy places the organism in Eukaryota, Metazoa, Arthropoda, Insecta, Ephemeroptera, Baetidae. Gene Ontology annotation, molecular function: protein binding. Gene Ontology annotation, cellular component: nucleus. The transcript has 11 exons. The coding region runs from base 94 to 1899 and encodes 601 amino acids. The record is from RefSeq and is a predicted model, not a curated record.
AAAGUGUUCUAUUGGUUACCGGUUUGUUUUCAUGACCGAUUUUUGUUGGAUAGCCAUAUAAAGUAACCGAAAAUAACAUUAACUUUGGUAAACAUGGCGGUCGCCGAAAGGUUAAAACAGGAGGGAUGGUUCCUGACCCCGGAAGGCUUGGAGUCUGUUACAGACAGUGGAAAUUUGUCGGAUAUCAAAGCAAUUAUUCGGCGUGCACUUGACAUGGACCUCAAGGAGAUCGCAGAGUCUUCAUUUAUUGAUGAUAUUGUCAAGUCAAAAGUGGAAGCGAUUGAAGGUCACUGUGUAGUCCAGAUCCAGAAAAUCAGAAAUAUAUCUGCACCCAAAGUGAAUGAAGAAUCUGGGGCAGCUCCUCGAAUGCUGAAAUUGCUCUUGACUGACGGCACUUCAACAUGCCAAGCCAUUGAAGUUGAGCACCUUCCAUCUUUGAGUCUCAAUACACCACCUGGAACAAAGCUCAGAUUCAAGCCAGGAACCAUUCCUAUCUCGCAUGGUUUUAUCCAACUGAAACCAGCGCUGCUGGAAUUUCUUGGUGGCCGAGUGGCUCCCUUGGUGGAAAAAUGGGAGUUAAACAGGACCCUAGCCAAACAUAGCCGGGGAAGGAUUGGUGAGGAAGGUGGUCCACCACCAUGGAUUCCAUUUGGGCAAAAAAUAAUGAAGGCUCAACCAAGCGACCGAAAUUUCAAGUCACUGGAUACAGGAGAAAAGGAGAACAAGGAAAAUCCUGAGUUCGAGGCUCAGAGGAAAGACGCGAUUGCUGAGGCUGCCAGGGCCGGAAGUAAAAAGGUUUUCGGCGGAGGCACUAAGCAGAUGCUGGACCACAAUGUGCAGCAAGUCGUCAACAUGGGUUUCUCGGUUAGUCAAGCUGAGUAUGCUCUCAAGCAAAGCAGAAACAAUGUGGACCGUGCUUUGAAAAUCCUUCAGAAAGGAGAAGAAUCAACCGUGCAGAAUUUCCCGAGCCAGAAGAGAAUCGACAAACCUGAACCAAGAGGCCGCAAGAAAGGUGACCGCGAGAAAGAUGAAGACGGUGUAGCUGCAAAACCAUCAGGAAAAGUGUCUCUGUUUGACUUUUUGGAAGACAAGUUACCCAUCCAAAAAGAGCCUGAGAAGAAAAAUAGCAAUUUCCUCUCCGACAGGAAGGACAGAAAAGACUUCCAUCGUGAACCAAACCAUGGUGGUAGUGGUUUUUCAGGCGGUUCCAGUGGCCGAGGUGGUCGUUACCAAGACUCAUGGUCCAGGCAAAACGACCGUGUUGGCCAAAAGCCGCCGCGUUUCCAGCAGCAGGCUCAAAGACUCCAGCAGAGACAGCAGAACAUGAGUGCCAACAAGCAGUUCGACUCUGGGCUCAACUCUUCCUACUCGACGUGGUCCUCAGGCAACAAUGACUACAAUGGCCAGUGGGGCAGCUUCAGCGGUCUUGCAAAUGAGAGCAUCAGCAAAGAUUUGUUCAGGAGUAACAACGACGACGUCGGCCAGUGGAAGAUGCCUCCUGAGCCAAAGGGCAAGCGAAGACCUGAACCUGAAAUGAAGGCACCGGCGUACCAGUCUGCUUUCCAACAAAAGUCGUCUAGAGGGUUCUCAGACUUCGGCAACGACAGCAGAUCUUCAGAUGUGUUCGGGGACGCUAACCACGUCCCAUUUUCUGUGAGUUUCAGCAGGAACUUUCAGUCCCCUCAGAAUGACGUUCCUUCCGCUUCAUCACUCUGCGAAUCGCGGUGGGACUGGCACGAGGGUGAUAAGUGCAUGGCGAAAUACUGGGAAGAUAACAGACACUAUCGCGCCGAAGUGACAGGUGUGAGUGCCAAAACCGUGGUCGUCCGUUUCCUGGAAUAUGGCAACUUUGAGGAGGUUUUGCAUGAGGACUGCAUACCCAUUACUGAAUACGACUAGCCCGAGGCCCCAGCCACAUCAAGAAUGUGGCCACCGCCGUGGAGUAGUUUAGCUGGCAUUGAACUUUGAGAGGCACUCCAUUUAUGCCCAGUGCCUUUUUGCCCCGACCCAGUGUAGUGACUGAAUAUAGUGCUACAACAGACAUUUGAUUGGCAGAUGACGAUAACACUUGAUAUAACUACUUUUUGUUGUGUUAUUUUUUGUUAAUGCAGAGUUUGCUUCUGUGAUCCCCUACUUUUCUUAAUUUAUAUCAGUGCAAUGCAUUCCUAACUUUCCAUGGGCUGCUUUGUUUUCUUUCAAACCAUUUUCUUUUAAUAAUUCGCAAUAUUUGUUCACUUUUCAAUAGUAUUUGAAUUAAACCAAUAUGGGACAGCAUCCUAAUUAUUGAUUCUAAAAUAGAGUGGAAAUUUUGGAAUGUGUUGAUUUGUUCACAUGUUCAGGUAACAUAAAAGAUGUCCAGCCUCCUAAGGUACCCAAUAAUAAAGAGGUGUAAUCUGUGUA